CCCUGUUUUUCUUACCCUAACCUUAACCAUUCCCCACGCUUCACUCCUAAACCUCUACGUCGACACGUCUAGCAGAUCUACACAGCAUAACCGAGUAUUGGUCGGGAUCCUACAGCUGAGAGCCUCCUAUCUUCUGACUGAACAUCUGAAAUGGAAUUAAAUGGUAAAAUCGCAGUAGUGACUGGAGCAGCGCUGGGGAUAGGAAAAGCAAUAACAGAGAUACUCCUGAAAAAUGGUGCCAAGGUAGCCCUCCUGGAUGUGAAUGAAACGGCAGGGAAGAGUUUGAAGGAAGCUCUGGACAAACAGUAUGGACAGGAGAGGACUUUGUUCCUGAACUGUAAUGUUGAAUCAGAGGAGCAGAUCAAAGCUGCCUUUCAGAAAACUGCAGAACACUUCGGAGGAAUGGACAUCCUGUGCAACAACGCUGGCAUCUUGAAUGAGACCACAUGGGAGAAAACCGUCUCCAUAAACCUCAUGGGGGUUAUCAGGGGGACUUACCUGGCGCUGGAGCACAUGAGCAAGUUGAGUGGAGGUCGGGGAGGGGUCAUCGUCAACACUGCAUCCAUGGCAGGUCUCGGGCCUCUACCAAGCUGUCCUGUCUAUACAGCCACUAAGCACGGACUGAUCGGCUUCACUCGAGCCAUGGCGGCUGCCUCUACCGCAUCCGGUUACGGUGUGCGGUUCAACGCCCUUUGCCCAGGUUUUGUCCAAACUGACCUUUUCACAGCGAUCCCAUCCAAACUGGGACAAUUCUCCCACCUGGCUGAUGCAACUCAACAAUUAGCAGAAAAGUUUGGGAUAUUAACUGUGUCAGAGGUAGCGGAGUCCCUCCUGGAGCUGGUGACAGAUGAGACAAAGAAUGGGGAGGCCUUCCUGAUAUUCUCUCAAGGAAAGCAAUACGUUACUUUUCCUUCCUUCUCUUCAUAGCUCUCUGCAAUUACAAACCACAACCAACCUCAUACAGUAAUGGGUCUUGUAAUCAAAACUGCAAUGUUUCUCGGUGCUUCAAUGUGCAAAAUAAAAACUAUAUGCCUGAAGUGCCUUUAUGUACAGCAGAUAAUGAAUAUGCAGCUAAAAUAUCUUAAUGAAUAGUCAAUAAAAUAUACUGUACAUGGGAGGUCUAAAAGCUGUAAGCUUCUCUUUCAUUCAAUUUGCUAAUAGUAUAUCCAUUUUAUUCUAGGAUCCAAGGUUGCCUUAAAAUGCAUUGAAAACAAUAUUCAUACAUGUUGAUAACAGUGAAACCGUUUAAAUAAUGCUGACUUAUAAUAAUUGAUUUUGCUAACUACAAUACAUGUGCACAAGUGUGUCCUUAAAGUGCUAAUAUUAUGCUCAUCUUCAGGUUCAUAAUCGUAUUUAGAGUUUGUACCAGAAUGGGUUUACAUGGUUUAAUUUAAAAAAAAAAAACAUAUUUGUUGUACUGCACAUUUCUGCAGCGCCUCUUUUC
This is a messenger RNA of Perca flavescens (yellow perch), 1444 nucleotides long. RefSeq names its product 15-hydroxyprostaglandin dehydrogenase [NAD(+)]. Bases 151 to 927 code for a protein of 258 amino acids. NCBI's taxonomy places the organism in Eukaryota, Metazoa, Chordata, Actinopteri, Perciformes, Percidae. The transcript has 8 exons. The record is from RefSeq and is a predicted model, not a curated record. Gene Ontology annotation, cellular component: cytoplasm. Gene Ontology annotation, molecular function: oxidoreductase activity, acting on the CH-OH group of donors, NAD or NADP as acceptor.